AUGGCUGAGUUCCUUGCCCUUAAAGGACAAAGUGUUUCUUAUUCUGUUUUAGAGUACCUUGCUUAUUCACUUAACCCUCAUCAUACUCGUCCUUGUGCCACUGAGCUUUUCUUUCUCAACUAUGGCAUACUUGAGGUUGGAUUUAUUGACACUACUAACAAGCUCUUUACACAGAUUUAUAGCCGUUCUACGGUGUUAGUGACGGUCGUUGAUGAUGAGAGGAUCUUAGCAAAGUGUUUCAAUGCUGAUGUUGACACAAUUCAGAAGCUCAAAGCAGGGUUUGCACUUAAGACCUGA
Molecule: messenger RNA, 297 nt
Organism: Gossypium arboreum
Lineage: Eukaryota; Viridiplantae; Streptophyta; Magnoliopsida; Malvales; Malvaceae
Product: germin-like protein 9-3
Exons: 2
Coding region: 1-297 (98 amino acids)
Cellular component (GO): cell wall
Source: RefSeq, a predicted model, not a curated record